Messenger RNA from Ogataea philodendri, 1233 nucleotides. RefSeq lists its product as uncharacterized. The transcript has a single exon. The coding region runs from base 1 to 1233 and encodes 410 amino acids. Gene Ontology annotation, cellular component: nucleus. Gene Ontology annotation, biological process: transcription by RNA polymerase II. NCBI's taxonomy places the organism in Eukaryota, Fungi, Ascomycota, Pichiomycetes, Pichiales, Pichiaceae. The record is from RefSeq and is a predicted model, not a curated record.
AUGGAUCUGCUGGGAGAUAUUGUGGAGCACGACACGUCCGACCAGGUUUCUGCGCCCGUGGCGUUUGUGCCGCGGCCGGCGACGGGGUUCCCGCUCGCGUCGAAGCGCAAGCCUGCCCAGCGACUCGCAAAAAAGCCCGUUGACAAGCCUGCUGACACCCACCUCUCGGAAAAGGAACAGAUCCAUCUGGAAAACGUCGAGAAGCUCAGCCGAAUGUCGCCCGAGGAGCGAAUGCAGGCCAAGGAGGAGCUGGUGAGCACGCUGGACCCGAAAAUCCUCCAGAUGCUGCUCAACAAGGCCCGUCCCCAGGACCUGGACCAGGGCAGGCCUGCCGUGGACAGCGAGCCCGGGUCGGCCGUGUCCAGCCCGCAGCUCAAGCCGGCGCUGCGCAAGAACAGCGCGUCGUCGUCGUCGUCCGACAAAAAAGUGCGCUUCAACAACGAGGCGUCCGUCAAGUACGUCAAGCCGUCGUCGCCGUUGGCAAUGCCUGUAAGCUCUUCGUCCGAGCCGCACGAGGACGAGGACUGGGAGGACAUCGAGUACCUGGACGACUCGGGCCCGUCGUUCGAGGAGGCCCAGCGGCUGAAACAGGCGUCUGUGCAUUUUCCCAAGCCGUCCACCUUGGAGAAGCUGGAGAAGCUCGAUUUAAACGACCCGGACUUCAACGACAAGCUGCACGCCAAGUUCUUCCCGGACCUGCCCAAGGACCCGAAACAGCUCGAGUGGAUGAAGGCCGCGCCAGAAACCCCGAACGAAAUAGCCUACGACACGAUCGCCGAUCUGCGGUUCGAUCUGAACGGAGAUCUGGUCACGUCGGAGAACCUGGACAAACUAGCGUCUGCUCGCGAGCUCCACCACCACUCGGCACACCCAGAAUUGCCAGGGUACACGCUCGCGGAGCUGGCACACUAUCUGCGGUCGUCUUUUGCCGGGCAACGGUGCAUAGCUCUGCGGAGUCUGGGCCGUAUUCUGUAUAAAUUGGGCGAGGCCAAGUUCCAAGUGGUGGACCAGCAGGACGAAGAACAGGAACUCGCGGAGUUUGAGCGCAAAUGCUGGGGGUUGGUGAUCGAUCUCAACAUCAUGGAUCUCAUCAAUGAGUUUGCUUCCGACAAGCAGCGCAACCUCAGUGUUAAAAACUAUGCGAUAGAGGCUCUUUAUUUGUGGAAAAAGGGCCGUGGAGACGUCAAGCUCAAGAAGGUGUUGCAAGAGCGUCUAAACUCGUCCGGUAGAUAG